AUGAAUAAGGUUCAAUCACAACAAUGGGAUAGCUUACCUGUGGGGGACAUUGAUAGUUUCGAAGACCUCGUAUCCAAAUUUCAGGUGCAGUUCAGUCAGCAAAGGCGUCACACCAAAGAUAGAAACGAACUUCUCCACAUACGUCGGCGAGACAAUGAAAUAGUGGAAAGUUUCAUCGUCAGGUUCAACAAAGAAAGCCUGGCGAUCCCAGGCAUCACAAACGACCUGGCUUGUGGUGCUUUCCUGCAGGGAGUAAAUGACGACGAGUUAUUAAGAACAUUGUAUGGAAGGGAUGGCGUACCCUCCACCAUCGAUGAGAUCUUGAGAACAGCUAAAGUGUAUGUGACACAGGAAAAGACAGUGGCAGCCAAUCACGCUGCUAACAGGAAGAAGGAAGCACAAAAAAGCCAAGACGAUAGGGAGCAGUGGAACUCCAAAGGCAAAAAUAGGGGAGAUAGGGGCUCUUGUUCAAGAAACAAGUCAUCCUCAAGGUCAAGAUCGGAAUAUCCUAAUCUGAGCAAGACGCCGGCAGAAAUCCUGGCCUCUGAGAACCUGAAACUCAAUCCUCCCAAGCCAUUGAAAGACACACCCAAUAAAGACGCCAGCAAAUGCUGUGAAUAUCACAAGGGCAGUGGCCAUGAUACUAACGAUUGCUAUCAGUUGAAGAAGCAAAUCGAAUAUUAUGUGAAGACGGGUAAGCUGGCUCACUUGGUUCGAGAUAUAAAGCAGGGUCCGCCCCCUAACAGGGAAGAUGCAGACAAAGGGGCAGGCAAGAGACAGCGGGAGUUAAACAUGGUAUAUGCCGAUAAAGGAAAGGGAGCGAAACAAAGUUUCUCCACACUCGAGCCUUGGAUGCUGGCAACCAUAACGGUCGAACCACGGUUUGAGGAUUUACACCUCACCAUUGACCCCCUAAUCAUAUCCGCCGUUGUAGGCGACUACAACAUGAGGAGGAUCAUGGUAGACACCGGGAGCUCUGAAGACAUAAUCUCUGAGCACUGUUUCCACAGGAUGCAACCGGAAGAUAAAAAGUUGCUUGAGUCAGUACACGCCCCUAUAAAGGGGUUCACUGGAGAAAAGGUUGAUCCAAUCGGCCAAAUCACCUUCCCGGUGACAUUUGGACUCGCCCCUCGUGAAAGAACCAUACUCCUCACAUUUCUUGUGGUACGUGCUGAAUCCUAUCACAAUGUAAUAAUUGGAAGGUUUACUCUGGGGAAACUAGACGAUGUUGUAUCCACAGCGCGAGGAUUCAUGAAGUUCCCCACACCCAGAGGGAUUGCAACAGUUUACCGGGACAAGGUGCGUGAAGUCUUAGAUACAAAAAGAUAUCGGCAAGGACCUACAGGUGCCAUCGGCCCAGAAAGGUGGGUUUUGAGCACACGCCACCCCGAGCAAACAGUUACAAUAGGAGACAGCCUCUUUCCUGAAGUAAAAAAUAACUUGAAACAAUUGCUAAGGAGGAACACUGAUAUCUUUGCUUUUGAACAUUCUGAUAUGACCAGGAUACCCCGGGAUAAGGCAGAGCACAGGUUAGCUAUUCUCUCAGGAAUCAAACCACUGGACCAGGGAAAGCGUAGCAUGGCCCCUAAUCGAAGAGAUGCAGUUGUAAAAGAAGUACGAAAGUUGGUGGAAGCUGGAAUCCUCUGGGAAACCAAAUAUCAUACAUGGGUAUCAAACCCCGUUAUGGUCAAGAAACCAGAUGGCACAUGGCGGAUGCGCAUCGACUUCAAAGACUUAAACAAGGCCUACCCUAAAGACGCUUAUCCGCUACCCGAGAUGGAUUUCAAAGUUGACUCGUUGGUCCCUUUCAAGUACAAGUGUUUCUUAGACGCCUAUAAGGGCUACCACCAAAUCAAGAUGUCAAGAGAAGACGUAGAAAAAACUUCGUUUCACACCGAUAUAGGCAUUUUCUGCUACACCAAAAUGCCUUUUGGUCUACAUAAUGCUGGGGCCACCUAUCAACGACUCAUGGACAAAGCCUUUGAGAAGCAAAUAGGCAGGAAUUUGGAAGUAUAUGUCGAUGACCUGGUGAUCAAGAGCAUGGAAGAAAAACAAGUGCUCGAGAACAUCGAGGAAACUUUUCAAAAACUAAGAGAGUACAACAUCAAGCUCAACCCCAAGAAGUGCUCAUUCGGGGUAGAAGAAGGCAAGUUUUUGGGGGUGGUGGUCACCCGGGAUGGCUUUAGAGCUAACCCAGAAAAGAUAACCGCAAUAACGCGAAUGCCAUCACCCCGAACCCUGAAAGAAGCACAAGCGUUGAAUGGUCGUUUAGUCACCAUAAACAGGUUCCUGGCAAGGCAUGCUGAAAAGACUUUGCCAUUCAUAAAAACCUUGAAAGACUGUCUCAACAAGAACAACUUCAAAUGGACCAGUGAAGCAGAGGAAGCCUUACAAGACAUGAAGAGGUUCAUUGAAAAGUUACCCAUGUUGACAGCACCUUACCCAAAAGAACUAUUGAAAAUGUACCUGGCGGCGGCACACAACGCUGUAAGCGCAGUACUCAUAGUCGAAAGGGAUGGCAAACAUACGCCCAUAUACUACCUUAGCUGGGUACUAGCGGGACCUGAAACGCGGUAUCCAACACUUGAAAAACUGGCAAUUGAGCUGGGAGCCCUAGACAUCGAAUAUCGAAAAAGAACAGCAAUCAAGGGGCAGGUAAUCGCCGAUUUCUUAGCUGAAAUUCCUGAUGGAGAAGUAAUACAAGAUCUGGCAGUCAAUGACAUACCAGAAUCUAGCACGGCCAGGCAAACAUGGAAGUUGUACACAGACGGGUCUUCCAGUGGAAAGGGGGCCGGAGCGGGCCUCAUGCUGAUAAGCCCAGAUGAAAUAAAAUUGAUGUACGCCAUGCGGUUUGACUUUGAAUGCUCCAACAAUGAAGCAGAGUAUGAAGCGUUGUUAGCGGGUCUAAGAAUGGCCCAGUCCAUGGGAGCAACAAGGGUUGAUGCGUAUGUUGACUCUUUACUGGUCAAUAACCAGGUGAAUGAGACUUAUGAAGCCAAGGAUGAGACGAUGGCAAAGUACUUGGCUAAAACCAAGGAACUUAUAGCUUCUUUUGACAACGUUACACUUAAUCACAUCCAUCGAGGGAGGAAUCAAAUAGCUGACGCCCUAAGCAAGCUAGCUACUUCUGGCAUGGAAAAGGAGGUGAAGGUGGAAACGCUCCAGUCACCUUGCAUAGAUUCUCGAGAAGUAUCUGCCAUCACAGCGGAAGAACCUUGCUGGAAGUCGUAUUUGGGACCACUAAUACGGUGUGUAUCCCCAUCGGAAGCCACAUACUUGAUCCAAGAAAUUCACGCUGGUAUAUGUGGCAUUCACGCCGGGCCCCGGGCAGUCGUUGCUAAGAUCCAUAACGCUGGGUACUAUUGGCCCGGGAUGCAUGAAGAUGCGGUAGGCGAACUCAGAAAAUGCCGUAGCUGUCAAAACUAUGCCCCACAAACACUCCGCCCUAAAAACAAUUUGAUUCCCGUUACGGCGGCCUGGCCUUUUCAAAAAUGGGCAGUUGAUAUCGUGGGGCCAUUCCCGCUGGCCGCAGGAAAGCUAAAGUACUUAAUCGUGGCAAUCGACUAUUUCACCAAGUGGGUCGAAGCAAAGCCUUUGGCCAAGAUAACUGCUGAAAAUGCCAAGAAAUUCCUAUGGGAACAUAUAGUUUGCCGAUUUGGAUUGCCGCUAUAUCUUGUAAGCGACAAUGGAACAUAA
Messenger RNA from Helianthus annuus (common sunflower), 3696 nucleotides. RefSeq lists its product as uncharacterized. Gene Ontology annotation, biological process: DNA integration. Bases 1 to 3696 code for a protein of 1231 amino acids. Gene Ontology annotation, molecular function: nucleic acid binding; RNA-DNA hybrid ribonuclease activity. The record is from RefSeq and is a predicted model, not a curated record. The transcript is spliced from 5 exons. NCBI's taxonomy places the organism in Eukaryota, Viridiplantae, Streptophyta, Magnoliopsida, Asterales, Asteraceae.